CUGCACGCGUGCUGGAGAAGCGGGUCCUACGCACGCUUUGUUGCCCGCGCUUUCCCUCGGUCCUUCCCCCUACUCCCGCCUUACCUGACUUCCUUUUGGGAGGAAGAUCCUUGAGCAACCAACGGUGGGACAAAGGAUUUGGCGAAACCCAGGGCUAAAGUCACGUUUUUCCUCCUUUAAGCCUUACCUCAACACUUCACUCCAUGGCAGUUCCCGAGACCCGCCCUAACCACACUAUUUAUAUCAACAACCUCAAUGAGAAGAUCAAGAAGGAUGAGCUAAAAAAGUCCCUGUACGCCAUCUUCUCCCAGUUUGGCCAGAUCCUGGAUAUCCUGGUAUCACGGAGCCUAAAGAUGAGGGGCCAGGCCUUUGUCAUCUUCAAGGAGGUCAGCAGCGCCACCAACGCCCUGCGCUCCAUGCAGGGUUUCCCCUUCUAUGACAAGCCCAUGCGUAUCCAGUACGCCAAGACUGACUCAGAUAUCAUUGCCAAGAUGAAAGGCACCUUCGUGGAGCGGGACCGCAAGCGGGAGAAGAGGAAGCCCAAGAGCCAGGAGACCCCAGCCACCAAGAAGGCUGUGCAAGGCGGGGGAGCUGCCCCUGUGGUGGGGGCUGUCCAGGGGCCUGUCCCGGGCAUGCCGCCGAUGACUCAGGCGCCCCGCAUUAUGCACCACAUGCCGGGCCAGCCGCCCUACAUGCCGCCCCCUGGCAUGAUCCCACCGCCAGGCCUUGCACCUGGCCAGAUCCCACCAGGGGCCAUGCCCCCGCAGCAGCUUAUGCCGGGACAGAUGCCGCCUGCCCAGCCUCUUUCCGAGAAUCCACCGAAUCACAUCUUGUUCCUCACCAACCUGCCAGAGGAGACCAAUGAGCUCAUGCUGUCCAUGCUUUUCAAUCAAUUCCCUGGCUUCAAGGAGGUCCGCCUGGUCCCUGGGCGGCAUGACAUCGCCUUCGUGGAGUUUGACAAUGAGGUACAGGCAGGGGCAGCUCGUGAUGCCCUGCAGGGCUUUAAGAUCACGCAGAACAACGCCAUGAAGAUCUCCUUUGCCAAGAAGUAGCACCUUUUCCCCCCAUGCCUGCCCCUUCCCCCGUUCUGGGGCCACCCCUUUCCCCCUUGGCUCAGCCCCCCGAAGGUAAGUCCCCCCUUGGGGGCCUUCUUGGAGCCGUGUGUGAGUGAGUGGUCGCCACACAGCAUUGUACCCAGAGUCUGUCCCCAGACAUUGCACCUGGCGCUGUUAGGCCGGAAUUAAAGUGGUUUUUUGAGGUUUGG
Macaca mulatta (Rhesus monkey) is the source of this 1264-nucleotide messenger RNA. RefSeq names its product small nuclear ribonucleoprotein polypeptide A (gene SNRPA). Lineage: Eukaryota; Metazoa; Chordata; Mammalia; Primates; Cercopithecidae. Gene Ontology annotation, molecular function: RNA binding. The record is from RefSeq and is marked provisional.